AUGCCAGAAGCCUCGUCCGUCGAUACUGACUCGCCUACCAAGUCGGAGUGUCUGGAGCUGUUCCGCUUCCUGAAGAACAAGGACGAGCUCUCGCGCUCUUGUAAGGAGAUCAUGCAGAUGAUCACGGCCAACGACAAGGGCGUCAUGGAAAACGAUCCACUGAACACACACGGCAGCAGAAGAACUCGCGGCGGGAUAAGUCACGCUGCGCUACAGCGCCGCUUCACGGGCAAGAUGUCGGGCGGCAGUCUCUCGGGGUAA
Messenger RNA from Peronospora matthiolae, 261 nucleotides. Lineage: Eukaryota; Oomycota; Peronosporomycetes; Peronosporales; Peronosporaceae. The record is from the annotation of a GenBank genome assembly.